AUGAAGAAGUAUAUCUAUAUUCAGUUCAGCACACUACCGCACUUCACAGUCCAAAUUGACAGUGACAGCAUCGUCAUGAUGGCAGAUUCUGGUUCUAGUAUCAACAUUAUCGAUGAAAAGGACUAUCAACGUGAUGGUGGAUCACUUUUUCGUUGGAAAACUUCUCAACAACUGAAUUUAAUCCAACCUACCUGUAGUGUGCACAUAGUAGAGAACUUUACAGACAAGUUAAUAAACGAAUUCAGUGACAUAUUAUGUGGUGUUGGGAAACUCAAGGACUAUCAGGUACAUCUUCAUAUUGAUGAGACAGUGAUCCCAGUAGCUCAAGGUACUCGCAGAGUUCCAUUUCAUGUCCGGAAAGAUCUUGAGGAACAAUUGGCACGUGAUGAAGAACUUGGCAUCAUUGAGUAA
Anneissia japonica is the source of this 411-nucleotide messenger RNA. RefSeq lists its product as uncharacterized. The transcript is spliced from 2 exons. Gene Ontology annotation, molecular function: aspartic-type endopeptidase activity. NCBI's taxonomy places the organism in Eukaryota, Metazoa, Echinodermata, Crinoidea, Comatulida, Comatulidae. The record is from RefSeq and is a predicted model, not a curated record. Bases 1 to 411 code for a protein of 136 amino acids. Gene Ontology annotation, biological process: proteolysis.